Nilaparvata lugens (brown planthopper) is the source of this 987-nucleotide messenger RNA. RefSeq lists its product as uncharacterized. The transcript has a single exon. Bases 1 to 987 code for a protein of 328 amino acids. The record is from RefSeq and is a predicted model, not a curated record. NCBI's taxonomy places the organism in Eukaryota, Metazoa, Arthropoda, Insecta, Hemiptera, Delphacidae.
AUGAAGAAUCAUAUUUGUGUUCUACUGUUGGUCAGUAUUUUGCAAGCAAUUUUGGGGAUCAAAGUUGAGAUACAAAAAACUCCUAAUUUAACUGAUAUAAACGUUGAUAAGAAACAGGACAAACGCGAGAUAUUUGGGUACAAAAUUCAUGAAAAUUCGAAUGAUUUCUGGGGUUUUGAUCAUGGUAAUGAGCAUAAAUUAUUGGGGGAUACUUAUAAGAAUGAGGGUCAUAUUCUGGGGGAUAUUUAUAAAAGUGAAGAUUUUUCCAAAGAUGAGGGGGUUUAUUCUACGAUUUUAUCAGAGCAUGGGAGAAAUCUGGGACAUCAUGGUGUAAAAUUUGAAGAUUUCAAUCACAAUUUCCUUCAAAAUCAUCAAAGUGAUUCACAUAUUAAGGAGGAGUUUAAAUUUGGUGAUUUAUCAAAACCAAAUCUACAUCAUCACAAGGACCAGAAAACGGUGACAAUCAUCAAGAAAAUACCAGUUCCUUACCCAGUGCAUGUCGAGAAGAAAGUAACCGUUCCAGUGGAUCGUCCGUACCCCGUUCCAGUUCCUAAACCCUACACAGUCACCGUCGAAAAGCACGUACCAGUUCCAGUCAAAGUACCCGUCCCAGUGAAAGUAGCAGUUCCAGUACCAGCUCCGUUCCCUGUCGAGAAACGAGUACCCUAUCCAGUGAAGGUACAUGUUGAGAAGCCGUUCCCAGUAGCUGUUCCAAAACCGUACCCAGUAUUCAUCGAGAAACCGGUUCCAGUAACGGUUAUCAAGAAGGUUCCAGUGGACCGGCCUUAUCCAGUGCAUUUCCCGUUGGAAAAACCAGAUUUUCAUCACCAAACUGUGGAAAUUCCAGGGAAGAAACAUUCUUCAGCAGGUUUUGAAGGAAGACAUGGUUCAUAUUCACAUCACAUAAAUCAUGAUAUCAAGGGAAAUCAUGAAUAUAAUACUGGAAAAAAUGAGGAAGGUAAACGUGGAUACACAGUUCAUUUCUGA